CCUUUCACUUUUGUUUACACUAGCAACUUAAGUAAAUUUAAACUCUAUUCAUAUUCGUUUCUCCUUUUUUUUCUUUUUCUUUUCUUUACCUUCUCCUCCACUUGCACAACAUAAUAUAUAUAUAUAUAUAUUUUUUUCUUCGAUUUGCUGAUCUGCCACUUUGGUCUCGAUCUUUGUCUUAAAUGGGCACUUGAGAUCAUGGAGAGGGAAGCUAAAAGAGAGAGGAUUUGAAGGGGGAAAGGAGUUGGUAAAGAUUGAACUUUUAAGGGGAAAUUUAGGUAUGGGUCUUUUGUUGAAAGUGUGAAAACGAAGAUGGUUUGGAGUAGUUGUUGAAGAAUUGUCUAAAGUUUGGGUUUUUAAUUCUGGGUUUUGUUUGAUUUGCUUGGAUUUUGAGUAUGGGUGGGUGUUUUCCUUGUUUGGGAUCAUCAGACAAGGAAGGGAAGAAUGGUGGGGGCUCUGUGAAAGAACUGGGCAAGAAAGAUUCAACUAAAGAGGGCUCAGUUGGACAGUCUCAUCAUGUUAAUAGAGUUAAUUCAGAAAAAUCAAAAUCUUGGAGUGCUUCUGAGCCUAAGAAGGAACCAGCAGUACCUAAGGAUGGACCAACAGCAAAUAUUGCAGCACAAACAUUUACCUUUCGAGAGCUUGCUGCUGUCACUAAGAACUUUAGACCAGAAUGUCUAUUAGGAGAAGGGGGUUUUGGACGUGUUUACAAGGGCCACUUGGAGAGUACAGGACAGGUAGUUGCUGUCAAACAGCUUGAUAGAAACGGGCUUCAGGGAAAUAGAGAAUUUCUUGUUGAAGUUCUUAUGCUUAGCCUCUUACACCACCCAAACCUCGUCAACUUGAUUGGUUAUUGUGCCGAUGGGGACCAACGCCUCCUUGUCUAUGAGUUUAUGCCUUUAGGAUCAUUGGAGGAUCACUUACACGAUCUUCCACCAGACAAGGAACCUCUGGACUGGAAUACUAGAAUGAAGAUUGCAGCUGGUGCAGCCAAGGGAUUGGAAUACUUGCAUGAUAGAGCUAAUCCUCCUGUUAUAUACAGGGACUUAAAAUCAUCCAACAUCCUUCUUGACGAGGGCUAUCACCCUAAAUUAUCAGAUUUUGGGCUUGCAAAACUGGGUCCCGUUGGUGACAAAACCCAUGUGUCCACACGUGUGAUGGGCACUUAUGGAUAUUGUGCUCCAGAAUAUGCAAUGACUGGCCAGCUCACCCUAAAAUCUGAUGUCUAUAGUUUUGGAGUGGUCUUUCUUGAGCUUAUCACAGGGCGCAAGGCCAUUGAUAAUAUGCGUGCUUCUGGAGAACAUAAUCUUGUUGCAUGGGCCCGACCUCUUUUCAAAGAUCGGAGGAAGUUUCCCAAAAUGGCUGACCCACUACUGCAAGGUCGUUAUCCAAUGCGAGGAUUAUACCAAGCUCUUGCAGUUGCAGCAAUGUGUUUGCAGGAACAAGCUGCUACAAGGCCUCUAAUAGGCGAUGUUGUGACAGCCCUUACAUAUUUAGCCUCGCAAAUCUAUGACCCAAAUGCACCCAGCAAUCAAAGCAACAGAGUUGGCCCAUCAACUCCAAGACCCAAGGAUGAUCGAAGGAGUAUGGCAGAUGGGCUUGACAUCCCAGAUGAGCGUGGACAGCAUGGUUCUCCAUCCACUCACAGAAAUUCACCUGAUUACAGAAAGAGGAAUCAUGCUAGGGAAUUGAGCACCGGUGCAGAGUUAGUUAGGAAUGAAACUGAUGGAGGAUCAGGGAGGAAAUGGGGUUUGGACGAUUCAGAACGACAGGAAUCUCAUAGAGGCAGCCCUCUGAAUGCUGUGAGAGCAAGGGAAAUUCCACGUAAUCGUGAUCUUGAUAGAGAACAUGCUGUUGCAGAGGCUAAAGUAUGGGGUGAGAAAUGGAGGGAGAAAAAACGGGCGAACCCAAUGGGUAGCUUUGAUGGUAUGAAUGACUAAUUCAAGCGAAGACAUAGACAUGUUGUAACAUUUUAAGGGUUGUCAAUGGAAAAGAAGAAACAUUGAAGAUACACCAUCCAUCCUUUACCGUCAGUCUCCAUAUCUACCCAGGAAAUAAGAGUUCAUGCAUGUAUCCAACUUUGACAGUUGUUGCUUGUCCUAUAAUCAUUCUUGUAGUUGAGUAUCAAACUGAAUGCUUCAAUUAUGUGGUUGAAUGAAGAAACACGGUUAAAGAAGGGAUCGAGAGCGGUUAAUUGAUGUGAGGCAUUCACAGGUAAAUUCUGCAGCCAAAAAAAAUGUUGUAUGCAACAUGUUAAUCUAUAUAUUUAGGCUUUUUUUUAUUAUUUUAUUCUGAGAUUCAUGUUACAGGAGAUGUUAUAGGCUUAGUGGGUUUUGUGUGGAUGUCUCGUACAGUUGUUGUGUAUGGAUUUCUGAGUCGGUCCUGUAUUCGGCUUAUACAAAGAGAGGUUUCGUGAUAUUGUUUUUCAUGUAUUAUCAUUAUCAUCAUAUCGUUCUCUAUGUAAUUACUUCUUUCCUUUCACCAUCUCUCUCUUCUAACUAAACUGAAUGGCUUGCUGCCGAUGAUUCGAGUUCAAUUGGGUUGUUGGCAUCCAAUUUAAGGUGUUUUGAUUG
Molecule: messenger RNA, 2573 nt
Organism: Durio zibethinus
Lineage: Eukaryota; Viridiplantae; Streptophyta; Magnoliopsida; Malvales; Malvaceae
Product: serine/threonine-protein kinase PBL27-like
Biological process (GO): protein phosphorylation
Molecular function (GO): protein kinase activity; ATP binding
Source: RefSeq, a predicted model, not a curated record